GCACCAAGGCCGUGCCGCUCUCUUUUCUGCUUCCUUUGGACAGCUGUGGCUUGCAGCUUCAAGAUGGAAGCGACGCUAACAGCUAGCCAGAUCCGGCAGCGGUUUAUUGACUUCUUCAAGGAGAACAAGCAUACCUAUGUGCACUCGUCUUCUACGAUUCCCCUCGACGACCCCACGCUGCUCUUUGCCAAUGCUGGUAUGAAUCAGUUUAAACCCAUCUUCCUCAAUACGAUUGACCCCUCGCACCCGCUCGCUAAGCUGAGCAGAGCCACCAACACGCAGAAGUGCAUCCGAGCAGGGGGCAAGCACAAUGACCUCGAUGACGUCGGGAAAGAUGUCUACCACCACACCUUCUUCGAGAUGUUGGGGUCCUGGUCAUUUGGGGAUUAUUUCAAGGAACUGGCUUGUAAAUUGGCACUGGACCUUCUCACCAAGGAGUUCGGCAUCCCUGCUGAAAGACUCUACGUCACUUACUUUGGUGGAAAUGAGGCUUCAGGACUGCAACCAGACCUGGAGUGCAAGCAGAUAUGGUUGAAUUUGGGGCUGGCUGAGGGCAGGAUUCUGCCUGGCAGUAUGAAGGACAACUUCUGGGAAAUGGGAGACACAGGCCCCUGUGGCCCUUGCAGCGAGAUCCACUAUGACCGGAUCGGGGACAGAGAUGCUUCCCACCUGGUCAAUCAGGAUGACCCCAACGUCCUGGAGAUCUGGAACCUGGUGUUCAUACAGUUCAACAGGGAAGCUGAUGGGACACUGAAACCUCUUCCUAAGAAAAGUAUUGAUACUGGGAUGGGCCUGGAGAGGCUGGUCUCUGUGCUGCAGAACAAGAUGUCCAACUAUGACACCGACCUCUUCCUUCCUUACUUCGAAGCCAUCCAGAAGGGCACGGGUGCCAGGCCGUACAUGGGGCAGGUUGGUGCUGAGGAUGCUGAUGGUACAGACAUGGCCUACCGCGUGCUGGCUGACCACGCGCGGACCAUCACGCUGGCCCUUUCUGACGGGGGCAGACCUGACAACACUGGCAGAGGGUAUGUGCUGAGGCGGAUUCUCCGACGAGCUGUGCGCUACUCCCACGAGAAGCUAAAUGCUCCCAAGGGUUUCUUUGCUACUCUGGUUGAUGUGGUGGUGCAGUCACUGGGAGAUGCCUUUCCUGAGCUGAAGAAGGACCCGGAUGUGGUGAAGGACAUUAUCAAUGAAGAAGAGGAUCAGUUUCUGAAAACACUCAGCAGAGGACGUCGCAUCCUGGACAGAAAGAUCCAGAGCCUGGGAGACAGUAAAACCAUCCCUGGUGAUACUGCCUGGCUGCUGUAUGACACCUACGGUUUUCCUGCGGAUCUCACUGGGCUGAUCGCAGAGGAGAAGGGCCUUGUUGUGGACAUGGAGGGCUUUGAAGAAGAGCGGAAAAAUGCACAGCUCAAAUCCCAAGGGAAGGGUGCCGGAGGGGAGGACCUCCUCAUGCUGGACAUCUAUGCCAUCGAAGAGCUGAGGGCCCAAGGGCUGGAGGUGACCGACGACUCGCCAAAAUACAACUAUGCUUCAGAUCAGAGUGGUGCCUAUGAUUUUGGGAGCCUCGUGGCCACGGUGAAAGCCAUCCGCAGGGAGAAGAGGUUUGUGGAGGAAGUAUCCACUGGCCAGGAGUGUGGGAUAGUGCUGGACCGGACCUGCUUCUACGCCGAGCAGGGUGGGCAGAUCUAUGACGAGGGCUACAUGGUCAAGGACGACGACGGCAGGGAGGAUAAAACAGAAUUCACGGUGAAGAACGUGCAGGUCCGAGGAGGCUACGUGCUUCACAUAGGAACUCUCUAUGGAAGCUUGAAAGUAGGAGAUCAGGUCCACCUGUCUAUCGAUGAGGCCAGGCGGAGACCAGUCAUGAGCAACCACACGGCCACCCACAUCCUCAACUUUGCCCUGCGCUCCGUGCUGGGGGAGGCUGACCAGAGAGGGUCACUGGUUGCACCGGACAGGCUGCGGUUCGACUUCACAGCCAAGGGAGCCUUGUCUACCCAGGAGAUCAAGGAAGUCGAAGGGAUCACCAACCAGAUGAUUGAGGAGGCAAAGACUGUGUACGCCAAGGACUGCCCUCUCGCCGCAGCCAAAGCUAUCCAAGGGCUGCGGGCAGUUUUUGAUGAGACCUACCCGGAUCCUGUCCGUGUGGUCUCGAUUGGCAUCCCCGUGGAGGAGCUGCUGGCUGACCCCUCUGGCCCCGCAGGCUCUGUCACUUCUGUUGAGUUCUGCGGAGGGACGCACUUGCAGAACUCCAGCCAUGCUGGCCCCUUUGUGAUUGUUUCGGAAGAAGCAAUUGCUAAAGGCAUCCGGAGGAUAGUUGCAGUCACUGGGGCCGAAGCUCGGAAGGCCCUCAGGAAAGUCGGCAGCCUCAGGAAACUGCUGUCAGCCCUGGAGGCCAAGGUGAAGGUUCAGACGGCUCCCAACAAGGAUGUGCAGAAGGAAAUCGCAGAUCUCAGCGAGACACUGGCCACUGCUGUUAUCCCACAGUGGCAGAAGGAUGAACUGAGAGAGGCCGUUAAAGCACUGAAGAAAGUUAUGGAUGACCUGGACCGAGCAAGCAAAGCCGACAUCCAGAAACGAGUGCUGGAGAAGACCAAGCAAGUCAUUGAGAGUCACCCUAACCAGCCAUUGGUCAUCAUGGAAAUGGAAAAUGGAGCCUCAGCAAAGGCCCUGAAUGAAUCUCUGAAGCUCUUCAAGACCCACUCACCCCAGACUGCUGCCAUGCUCUUUGCCGUAGAUAACGAAGCCGGCAGAAUCACCUGCCUGUGUCAGGUACCCCAGGAGACUGCAGCCAAGGGCCUGAAGGCCAGCCAGUGGGUGCAGGAGGUGGCCGGCCUGAUGGACGAGUGCCUGAGCCAGCAGCAGGCGCUCGGGGCUGUGCGGCAGAUGCAGAAGCUGCUGGCGGUGGUGGAGGCUGCCCAUCUGCGAGGCACGCGCGGUCUCCGGCAGCAGCUCUCCGUCCUCCAGAGCCGCCUCCAGAGACCGGCCACCACACGCAACGAGACCUGUCCGCAGCCGGCAGUGCCCCUGAACGGACGGAUGCUGGGUCGGAGCGUGCGGGUGGGCCAUGACGUUCACUUCGUCUGCGACGCUGGCUUCGGACUGGUGGGCUCGGAGACACGCUCCUGCCGGCACAACCGCACCUGGAGCGGCACCCAGCCCUUCCGCAGAAGACCGGCAGUGGGGCUGGAGACGAUGCCCGCGGCGUGGGCUAGGCUUGUUUGCAAAGCCGCGGGGAGCCCCCCGAGGGCCAUUUCCCGUGCUGCAGGACCGGCAGUGGGGCUGGAGACGAUGCCCGCGGCGCGGGCUAGCCAGUGCGAGAGGAACCCCUGCCCCAUGGAGAGCCGAGCCUGCCGCCUGGCCGCCACCUCCAUCUCCUUCCACUACCUGCCGCUCCAGGCCAACCGCACUGUGCCCCACGUCCUCUUCACGAUGUCCACCACCCGCUUCGUCAGCGACAGCCUGCGCUUCUCCAUCCUGGGCAGCCGGGGCCAGGGAGUCUUCGCCGUGCGGCGUUCUGACCGGCAGACAGGAGAGCUGGUGCUCACCAGCCCCAUAGCGGGGCCAGCCACGCUGGAAGUGGAGCUGGAGAUGAGCGAGUUCUCCCGCAAGGUCCUCCUGGGCAAGCACAUCUUCAAGGUCACAGCCUUUGUGUCCCCGUACGAGUUUUGA
Messenger RNA from Opisthocomus hoazin, 3675 nucleotides. NCBI's taxonomy places the organism in Eukaryota, Metazoa, Chordata, Aves, Opisthocomiformes, Opisthocomidae. The record is from RefSeq and is a predicted model, not a curated record.